AUGGCGCCUCCUGGCCUGUCUUGCUGCGGCUCCCUGAGCCCGAGGGAAUCUGCAGCCUGCCGGGGAGCCCCCACCAGCCUGAGUUUGCUUCUGGCUUCCUAUAAAAUCUUCUCCCGCCCACCUUCUCUGCUGCCAGACCGCCCGAGGUGUCCUCAGUUUCUUCCCAAGUUGGACUCACUUUUGGGGUGUCCCAAAAGCCCGAUUCCAGGGCCUGCUAGCCCGACCCCAGUGACGCCUCCACCCGCGCCUGGCCCCAGCCUUCCCCCACGAUCGCCGCCCUCCGGGGCACACCCUCCGCCAGAAAACAGCCGGCGGGAAGGCGAGACUUUGGGCAGAGUCAGGGUUCCUCUCACGCGCCCGGCCCCUCUCCAGGUCUCCCUAGGAGUGCGCAGCCUAUACGCACCAGUUUCUCUUCAGAACAAGGACAGGGAGGGAGUUGGGAGGGGGCUGAAACCUUUUGCCAUCAGCAAACAGCCCCAGCCAAAAAUAACCCUGGAAAGGCGAGCUGAGAAUGGUUAUCUCCUGCCAGCGCUGAAAUCGGAGGCUGGGCGCUGCGUGUGGUGUGUGUGUGUACCCUCCCACCGCGACCAUUUGUUGAAGGGAAUCACCACUGUCAGACUUCAAUCCAACAGGACCCACUGGAGCCAUCCACACUUUCCCCAGCCUCUUCCAAAACAGCACACUUUCCGACUGAAGAAGAAUGGUAUUCAUGUAGUUCCCAUUUUACAGAUGAAAACAGGAGGACUUUUUCUGUGAAGUCAAGAAAGUGGUUACAAUGGUACUUUCAGCCUGUCCGAAUUAUAUAUUGCCCCUCCCCUUUUUAUUAAUAACAUUGAAAUGUGAUGGGGAAAACAUUGAAGCUGUCAGUUGAAACCGGCUGGGACUUUUUAGCCAUUCUCUUCAACAUAAAGAAUGGGUGUUUUUGGAGGGAGUGAGAGGAAUGGAGAAAUGUUGUCAAAGAGUACAAUGUUUUAGUUGAGACAGGAAGAAUAUAUUUUGUUGAGAUCUAUAGCACAGCAUGGUUACUGUAGUUAACAAUGAAACAUUAUAUAUUUCAAAAUUGCUAAGACAGUAAAUUUCAAAUGUUCUCACCA
Molecule: messenger RNA, 1094 nt
Organism: Macaca mulatta (Rhesus monkey)
Lineage: Eukaryota; Metazoa; Chordata; Mammalia; Primates; Cercopithecidae
Source: RefSeq, a predicted model, not a curated record